Cuscuta campestris is the source of this 1633-nucleotide messenger RNA. The record is from the annotation of a GenBank genome assembly. NCBI's taxonomy places the organism in Eukaryota, Viridiplantae, Streptophyta, Magnoliopsida, Solanales, Convolvulaceae.
GAACAAAGAAAAACCACAUAUAUCCCUAAAGACUUGCAAAGGAAUAGAGGGGAAUUCCCUAUUUUCUUGGGAAGCAGCUCAUCUGUAAACACUAUAAAAUGGCUCCAGCAAUCACAUCUCAUAAAAUAUCAAUACAAAUUUAAAAAAAAAAAACAAGAAAAAUAACAUUAGAAAAGAUGAAUUGCUCAAAGUUUCUUAUUGUCUUCACAUUUGCAAUCUUCUUGGUAGCACAUUCCGGGGAGAGCGCCGUCAUCAAUAUUGCAGCAAAACCAAAUGCAGAUAUCGCCGCGGAUUUGUUGAGUGCAUGGAAAGAAGCAUGCGCAGCACCAACCGGAGGAACCAUUGUGAUCCCAAAAGGCACAUUUCCAAUGACCCAAGUACAGCUCUCCGGUCCAUGCAAGGGUCCCAUUGAACUCCAAAACCAAGCCACCUUGAAAGCCCCUGAUGACCCCAAGACCCUUGAUAGCACCAAGGAGUGGCUCACCGUCCAAAAUGUUGACCGGUUCACGCUCUCGGGUACCGGCGUCUUCGACGGCCAAGGCGCUAAAUCUUGGGGGCAGAACGAUUGCAAGAAAAGCGGAUCUUGCAACAAGCUUCCCAACAAUUUGAGCUUUAAUUUCUUGACAAACUCGUUGAUCCGGGACAUCACGUCUCUGGACAGCAAGUUGUUCCACGUGAACGUUUUGGGCGGGAAGAACCUGACGUUCGACCACGUGACCAUCACGGCGCCGGGGACGAGCCCAAACACGGACGGGAUCCACAUCGCGAAGAUCGUAGACGUUAGCGUGAAGGACAGCACCAUCGGGACCGGGGACGACUGCAUCUCGAUCGGGGACGGGACCGAGAACCUCCACAUCACGGGCGUGACGUGCGGGCCCGGGCACGGGAUCAGCAUCGGGAGUCUGGGGAAGACGCCCGGCGAGGAGCCCGUGAAGGGCGUGUUCCUCGAGAAGUGCACCUUCGUCAAGACCGACAACGGGGUGAGGAUCAAGACGUGGCCCGACUCCCACCCCGGGGUCGUGACGGACGUGCACUACACUGACCUCACGAUGAAGGACGUGAAGAACCCGAUCGUGAUCGACCAAGAGUAUUGCCCCAACAACGCGUGCACCAAGGUGAAGCCGUCGCAGGUGAAGAUCAGCAAGGUGAGCUACAAAGGGGUCACCGGAACCUCCGCGACGGAGGACGCCGUGAUCUUCGCCUGCAGCAGCGGAGUGCCAUGCGAGGGAGUUGACGUCGGCGACAUUGACUUGACCUUCUCCGGCGGCGCCGCGAAAUCGGUUUGUACCAAUGUCAAGCCCACCUUCACCGGAAAGCAGAAUCCGGCGCUUUGCACCACCAAGGCAGCCUCCGCUUAAAAACUCCAUCCCCUAUUUUUCAUGAUGAGUAGUAGUGAAAUGCCGAUACCUAAGAAUUGAUUAACUACAUAUUAUGUAACAAGUUGAAAAUAAUAAGAAAGAUCAGAGGGCAGCAGGUUAAGUAUUACUAUGUAUAUAAAUAUAUCCAACAAUUGUGGAUAUAAGAGGCAAUAUAAUAAGAAAUAAUCCAAUUUGUAUGAUGGCAAAGAUAUUACUCCCUAGUCCGGCCUCCUACCCGGAGUAUUAUGUUUUUUAACUAAAUUGAUUUGUUAUUG